Closterium sp. NIES-65 is the source of this 191-nucleotide messenger RNA. NCBI's taxonomy places the organism in Eukaryota, Viridiplantae, Streptophyta, Zygnematophyceae, Desmidiales, Closteriaceae. The record is from the annotation of a GenBank genome assembly.
GCUUGCCUCUGCAGCGUGGCUGUACACGCGAGUCACAGCACACAGCAAGCAGCCCGACCGAACACGAGUGUUGCUGCAGUGGGUACUUCGACCAACUCCCCGCCACACCUUCUCGCCCCUCCUCGCCCUCUCGCCUUCUCGCCCAGCUCAGGCUGUGGUCACGUGGAAGACCCAGAGCCGGCCUGCUGCAG